AGGAGAUCUAUCCUUCCAAUUUGAAAGCUUUACUUAGGAAAUCAUGGGUGCCGUUGUGGGCACCUCUAUUCUCCUUUUCUUGCAAUUUUUCUCCCUUGUUCAUGGAACUUUUGCCCGGGGACCUCCUCCAGACAUAUGGCCAAAGGCUCUCCUGAAAUAUUUGAGCUCAGGGGACAAUAUUACCAUUUAUGUUCCGGCUCUUUAUGUUUUUGGUGAUGCAACUGUCGAUGCUGGAAAUAGUCCACAUUUAAAUCCAAAUAAAAUAGGUGAAUUAAUCCCAUAUGGACAAAAUCUUCCUGGAAUACCUAAGGGACGUGUUACCAACGGAAGGACCAUAGUAGACUUCAUUGCUCAAUUGGUUGGCUUGCCAUUCCCUCCUCCAGCAUUAGGCAUGUCCGAUGCAGAGAAGCAGAACACUAAAACUGGGAUCAAUUAUGCUUCUCAAUCCUCUUCCAUUAAUUCUUAUGUGCCCCGUGGCGUGGAGGCAUCGGUGGGUAAGUCAUUGUGUUUCGACCAACAAAUAGGCUUGUUCGAGAACACAAUUCAAGACCUAAAGACACAAUUUAGAAGCAACGAAGACUAUUCGCAGUAUAUGUCUAAAUCGCUCUUCUUUAUCAACAUCGGAAGCGAUGACUUUGCUCUAGCCUGGGAUAUGGAAUUCAACCGUAACAACACUCCCGAUGCCUAUGCUCGUUCCAUUUCGAACAUGACACGGAGACAAUUACGGAGAUUAUAUCGGCUUGGAGCGCGAAAAUUUGUUGUGAACAAUGUUCCCCCCUUGGGGUGUCAACCAUUCAAUCUUUAUAGGAAGCAUGUCACCACAGGUUGUGUUGAGGACAUAAAUGAGUUAGUGUCUACUUAUAACAAACUUCUUGCGGAUUUACUCGCAAAGCUGCAAUCCACACUUCCAGAAUCGAAGUUCGUUCUUGCUGAUGCCUAUAAGGUGUUUGAAGAUGCAAUCGCCUUUCCUAAAUCGUAUGGAUUUACUACUGCAAAGGAUGCAUGUUGUUCCGCGCCGAUACCUGAGCCUUCUAUGCUAGUGUGCAAUGCCUCGACGCCAGUAUGCGAAGAGCAAAAUGCACGUCUCUAUUUCGAUCCUUCCCAUCCAAGUGAGCGCAUGCAUUUCGUAUGGGCAAGUCGUUUAUUGAUUGAUUCCUCUGUUUGUUCACCGCUCAACUUGCUCCAAUUAAUGCAAGCUUAGACAACAUAAGUGAGCAUACAUAAAUAAAGAUCAUGUAGAUCUCACCUUAUGUAUUCAAUUUUCAAGAAAUUAAGGGAGAAAAAUGUAUGAAAAGUUCUUUUUUCAUAAUAAUUUUCUUGUUCAUGU
Molecule: messenger RNA, 1327 nt
Organism: Rubroshorea leprosula
Lineage: Eukaryota; Viridiplantae; Streptophyta; Magnoliopsida; Malvales; Dipterocarpaceae
Source: the annotation of a GenBank genome assembly